Naegleria gruberi is the source of this 816-nucleotide messenger RNA. RefSeq lists its product as uncharacterized. The coding region runs from base 1 to 816 and encodes 271 amino acids. NCBI's taxonomy places the organism in Eukaryota, Heterolobosea, Eutetramitea, Acrasida, Naegleriidae. The record is from RefSeq and is a predicted model, not a curated record. The transcript has a single exon.
AUGCCAUCAACAUUGGACGAAUUUGAACGAAAUGGUUAUUGCAAUGUUGAUGAAUUUGUUGAUUUUGAACAUCCGAACAGAGUACCAUUCUUUCUUGCUUGUCAAUCUUUGACAAAUUCUGUGAAAACCUUCAGGCCAACUAUUGUCAAUUUGACCUUUACAACAUCGAGGUAUAUUAAGAGAUAUUCCUUGGAUGAAUCGUACAAAAAUUUGUUAAAUCGUUUUUGGUUUAAUCAACAGUGUGAGAAUAGACUUACCUAUGAUGAAUGGCCGAAUAUAGUGCAAGAACUAAUUCGAAAGAUGAAACGAUUCUGUAAGGGAAAUCCUUGGUCCAGAGUUGAGUUUAUUUCAAUUUCUGCCAUUGUAGGAAAAAACUAUUCUAACACUGGAGUUGUCUUUUUUAAUUGGAACGACAUUGUGUUCAAUUUCUUCCCAACUGUUAAAUAUAUGUUAUUCGACUUUCCAUCAAUUAGAAUCUUUAACUUGAACGAGUACAAAAACUCUGGCACUAUUAUAUUUUCAUAUCCAGAAGAUUAUUACAUUACAACUUUGAAACAUGUUGAUAAUAUUUAUUAUUCAUGUAAGAAGGAUAUUGUUCAAACUGAAUCACAACUUCACGAAUUAGCACAUGCAUUUCCAAGUCAUUAUCCGAGGAAUGUUGAACUGUUCCUCUUUAACUCUAUACUUUCUUAUUCAGUUCAAGAAUCGAAUUAUUUAAUUGAUAACUUUGAGUUGAAUAUUAAUUUAUUUUCUUAUAUUUGGAAUGUUCGAGGAUAUAAUGCUGUUGUUAAUAAGACAUAUACAUUGAGAAUUUAA